AUGGCCCCAGUUAAGUCCCAAGAAUCUAUCAACCAAAAGCUUGCCCUUGUUAUCAAGUCUGGUAAGUACACCCUAGGUUACAAGUCUACCGUCAAGUCUCUAAGACAAGGUAAGUCUAAGCUAGUUAUCAUUGCUGCUAACACCCCAGUUCUAAGAAAGUCCGAGCUAGAAUACUACGCUAUGCUUUCCAAGACCAAGGUUUACUACUUCCAAGGUGGUAACAACGAAUUAGGUACCGCUGUCGGUAAGCUUUUCAGAGUUGGUGUUGUCUCCAUUCUAGACGCUGGUGACUCUGAUAUCUUAACCACCCUAGCUUAA
Molecule: messenger RNA, 318 nt
Organism: Maudiozyma saulgeensis
Lineage: Eukaryota; Fungi; Ascomycota; Saccharomycetes; Saccharomycetales; Saccharomycetaceae
Source: the annotation of a GenBank genome assembly